UCGAUGUAGUGCAGUUAACAAAGUAAUUGAAUGCAAUAGUGCGAAUAUAAAACCAACUUUACCCAAGUUGUGAAGGAUUACAAAUCAAAGUCAACAGAGAAGACCAUUACUUCAUAUGAAAUGUUUAGGUACAAAGGUCGACAUGUUUUUUUAGCUGAUAAUGUGAUUUCCUUUUUAUGGUUUCCGCUUCACCUGAUUGUGAAAGUAACUCAAUGGACUUAUUCCCAAGAAACAAGGAAGUCUCGAGUUAACCCAUAAUAACCCGCGGGUGUCACAAACACUGGUCAUUAUCUGAAGCAUUAUCCUUCACUUUCAACUCAGGAAGUCCCUAAGUGACAUAUAAUGAACACCCAGGUUCAUGCGACAACGUGUGCAUUUUUGUUGCCAUGGCAACAUUUCCAAAAUGGUGUCCUGUCUGGUUAGCACAUGUUACAGUGGCAGCAAUUUUUAAAAACACUUGUUUUUGUUACUAAAGCUGCAAUGGACAUCAUAGAACCAAUCCUAGCCAUCGCAGAAAAGCUGUACAGCCUGUGUGAGGAGGUGAAGGCCAACAAGAAGCGCUGCAGGCGUCUGGCUCACCGCGUGUCCACUCUGGCUGAGCUGGUGAGGGCCGUGAAGGUUCAUGGCUUUGGGACUGAACCCAAACAGGUUAGAAAUGGGCUUGAAAAUCUUAAACUCACUCUGGAGUCAGCAGAGAAGGUAGUGAAGAAAUACACUUCCUUCAGCUAUUUGAAACGCAUUGCCAAAGCGCAUGACCUCGGCGAGGAGUUCAGCUUCCUAAAUGAGAGGCUGAAUGAUGCAGCUCAGGUGCUUUCUCUAGCGCUUCAGGUCGAGCACAGAGCAAGUAUAGAAAAAGUGUUUCAGGAAGCAACAAGGCAGCGGGAAGAUGAAGAGGACAGGCAGAGUGACUGUCUGGAACUUCGGGAAUUGCUCCAGUCUUUAGCCCAGGAGAGCAAAGGAACGAGCACGAUGGUUGACGCCGUACAGAAGACAGUUGACCAAACUCAAAAAGAUGUGCAGGACAUUAAAGAGAUCCUGGAAUCAUUGAAAAGACCCUGCCUUCAUUUGCAAGACAUUAGAGAGAUUAAACCAGAAGAACUGACUUACAGUGUUCCUGUUAAACCCCUUAUGAAGAACAGCCAUUCUGAGCUUUACAAAGGGACGUACAACAAGUUCACUGUGGCUAUCAAGAGAUUUUCAUGUCCGCUGUGCACCAGCCCCAGUGAGCUGAGAGGUGUUUUUAACAAGGAGGUGGAGACCAUGAAGCGCUUUGAGUCACCAAAUAUCUUAAGAAUGUUUGGGAUCUGUGUCGAGGAUGAGAAUGGACCAAAUGCAAGUUACCUGAUAGUCAUGGAGUACUGUGAAAAGGGGAGUCUUCGACAAGUCCUGGACAGUAACUGCAAUCUACCCUGGGAGAGAAAGACGCAGAUGUGUCUGGAUGCAGCGCAGGGACUCUACAGGCUGCAUCAGUCAGAGGAGAAGUUUAAAGUGCAUGGCUCCAUCAGAAGCUGUAGUUUUCUAGUGGCCGCUGGCUAUAGAGUGAAGUUGGGAGGCUUUGAGUUGGCAAAAACACGAACUUCUCUUCAGAAAAAUAAAUUCAAAAGGAGCAGUGCUUGCCAUUACAACUCUCCACAGCAGCUUCAGAAUAUCAACCAUCCUUACGACAAGGCAUGUGAGAUCUACAGUUUUGGCAUUGUCUUGUGGGAAAUUGCAACACGAGGUGUUCCUUUCAAAGACUGUACAACCACCAAUCAGAUCUUCCAAAAAGUUUGUGUAGAGAAGGUCAUGGAGCCGCUUCCAACAGACUGUCCUGAAAAGCUAAAAGAGCUCAUCAAUGCCUGUCGAUCAUUUGAGCCCUUCCUACGACCAACCGCAGGAGUAUUGGUCGACAUGCUCCUUAAAAUGGUGGAAGAGGAUUGAUGGAGCACCUCUGCAUUUCUAACCAAGGCUACUGGCAAAGUGUCCAUAUCAGAUUCUGAUGAUGCAAUCUGUUACCAUCUACCUGGGGGAUAUCCCAGAAAGCAGGAUAAACUUAGUGUCACAUAAAUCCUGCACUCUUGUUUGGUUAACCCAAACCUUGCUUACUUGCAAUAUAUGGUGCAUACAUUAUUGACCUCAAUGUGAAUGAUUCAUCUAUGCAUGUUUAUUUUUUUUGUGGGGGGGGUUAACCAUGUACUUUUUCUAUCAAAAUGUCAUAAAUGGAUUUAACUGUGAAACAACAUACUUCUCUGUUGACAUAUGUCAGACUUCUGCAAUCAUUUAGUCUGCAAACAUCCCAUCCUUUCAAUGUAUUGCAAGCCUGCAUUCAGAGCUGCCUCCAUUUGUGUAACAAUCAAUUGUUAGAAUCAUGUCCUUGCCUUCAUUAUGGCCAUGUAAGUUUAGUUUUUUUUUUUAAAUUUAUUUAUUUUUUUCCCUCACAUUUGUGAUAAUAUGAGAUGUCAUAUAUAUGAGUUACAAAGAUAUAUAUAUAUAUUAGAGAGAGAGCGAGAGAGAGAGAGAGAGCAAACAUUACUUAGCAAAAAGGACAACAUUCUGAUUACAGAGGAGAAAAUGUUGAUUUUGUGAGGUAAUAAAAAUACAUUGAUUCGUUAUAAUGCUUUAUCUGUGCCAUCAAAAAUUAAAAUCUCACAGCUGC
This is a messenger RNA of Onychostoma macrolepis, 2635 nucleotides long. Its product is annotated as mixed lineage kinase domain-like protein. Gene Ontology annotation, biological process: cell surface receptor signaling pathway; protein phosphorylation. NCBI's taxonomy places the organism in Eukaryota, Metazoa, Chordata, Actinopteri, Cypriniformes, Cyprinidae. Gene Ontology annotation, molecular function: protein kinase activity; ATP binding. Bases 427 to 1920 code for a protein of 497 amino acids. The transcript is spliced from 11 exons. The record is from RefSeq and is a predicted model, not a curated record.